AUGAGCGGGCCUCCUCAUAGAACUACCCGGGUCGUCUCCGUGAUCGCGGGGACUCUGGUAGCUUUGUCCUGCGGCACCAAUUAUGCGUACUCGGCAUGGGCACCUCAAUUUGCGCACCAGAUGAAGCUUUCAUCGACUGAGAGUAACUUGAUCGGUGCGGCGGGAAACCUGGGCAUGUAUGCCAUGGGCAUUCCCAUGGGCCUGUUGACGGAUGCUCGUGGUCCGCGACUGAUCACCCUGGUCGGUUCGAUCUUACUCGCUCUUGGAUAUUACCCCAUCUAUCUCUCUUAUCAACACGGAGAGGGGUCGGUGCCAAUCAUCCUCCUCUGCUUUUUUGCCUUCUUGACUGGUACAGGUGGUUGCUCGGCCUUUUCAGGCGCCAUCAAGACCGCUGCAUCCAAUUUUCCAGACCACCGCGGCACUGCAACGGCAUUUCCGUUGGCAGCCUUUGGGCUGAGCGCUCUGUUCUGGUCAAAUAUCUCGACACUCAUUUUCAAGGACGACACGGGUCGCUUCCUACUUCUCUUGGCCCUCGGCACCUCUCUUCUUUCGCUGUGCUCGAUCCCAUUCCUUCGGAUAUUGCCUACAGAGCCCUACUCAUCACUUCCUCCAUCUAAUGAUUCAGAGCCAGUCGAGUCUCGCCGAAUGCGCCGACCCAGCAAUGCGCCUGAAAACUACGACGACCAUAAUUCCACUGCUUUCGCCCAUGCGCAAUCUGCGCACGCGCGCACGCAAUCAGUCGUUUCCAAUCACCGUCCUGGAGGCUACGGUGCUGAGAACGAUGAGACAUCCUCAUUGGUCUCUAAGCCAGAUGGCAGACCAUCUUUCGAUACCCUUAGCGAUGAUUUCCUGGGCGACAUGGCAAUGGAGGCCCAUCAUCCAGAUAUUCGCGGCCUGGCAAUGCUCCGUUAUGUUGAGUUCUGGCAGUUAUUUCUAACGAUGGCCCUGUUGUCGGGAAUUGGACUAAUGACAAUCAAUAACAUUGGUAACAGUGCCAAGGCUUUGUGGCUCUAUUAUGAUGACAGUGCCACCUCAAAGUUUAUUCAACAACGACAGGUCAUGCACGUUUCCAUCCUCUCAUUUGGAAACUUUUUGGGACGGCUUUCUAGCGGAAUUGGAUCUGACAUCCUAGUAAAGAAGCUCAACAUGUCUCGCUUCUGGUGCCUUUUCAUCUCCGCGACUGUCUUUACCCUGACUCAACUUGCAGGCUCCUCUAUCUCUAACCCUAACACCCUGGUCGUCGUUUCUGCAUUCACUGGCGUCGCAUACGGUUUCCUGUUUGGUGUCUUCCCUGCCUUGACAGCGCAUACCUUUGGCAUCGGCGGUCUUUCGCAGAACUGGGGUGUUAUGACACUCGCCCCGGUGUUCAGCGGAAAUAUUUUCAAUCUUCUAUAUGGCACAGUCUACGAUCGCCACUCCGUCAUCGGCCAUGAUGGUGAUCGUGAGUGUCCCGACGGCUUAGCAUGUUACCGCUCCGCUUACUACCUGACAUUCUUCUCUGGCCUGGCUGGCAUUGGUGUCUGUUUGUGGAGCAUCUUUCGCGAGAAGCGAGUCCACAGUGCGAAUUGGAAGAAGGAUCACCGGAUCGCAUAA
Molecule: messenger RNA, 1593 nt
Organism: Penicillium macrosclerotiorum
Lineage: Eukaryota; Fungi; Ascomycota; Eurotiomycetes; Eurotiales; Aspergillaceae
Exons: 8
Coding region: 1-1593 (530 amino acids)
Cellular component (GO): membrane
Source: RefSeq, a predicted model, not a curated record